ACAUUGUCAACAUACGCAGGAGGCGUCUGCGUCGCACGGCUUUAACCAGUAGGUUUUUUAUUUAAAAAUAUAAUUAAGCCUCGCGCUUUGUUUUUUGUUGUUCGCUGCUGUCCAAACACAAGCCGCAAACGUGACUCGAAUAAAAGCUCUAUAGCGCUUGUCAACGCAGCAGCAACAGCAAUAGCUAAAGCUUCGUUUCGUGCAUUCGCCCCUCGCAUAUUUUUUUCGCUGCCUUUAUUUUGUGCUGUCUUUCGUGCGCGCAUUUCCAUGGAAAACGUUAAUUUUUGUUUAAUUUAUGCGAAAUUACACAAAUCUAAUGUGAGGAAUAUGUAACAAAAUAAACGCUGGAACCAACAACAACGGACAACGAAGGGGUAAAAACUCAAGAAAAAUUUGUGCAAAAAACUGUGACGACGAAAGCAGAAACAGCAGCAGCGGCAGAGAGCGGGGCAGCGUUGCGGAUUGUGCAUUAGUGUUUGCGUGUGUGUGUGUGGGGGCCCAACUAAAUUAAUAUUAAGCGGUCUUCUCCUGCACCUCAAUUCGUCUCGAUUAUGACGGCGAUGAUGGCCAAUUUCCAUGUACAACAUUGGCGCUUCCACAGCCAGCUGCUAUUUGUGCGAGUGUAAACAAAGCAUCACACACACACAUACAAACGCAGGGCAGGCAAUAUAAGACGAAGCAGACGGAGACGUCGGCGUCGACGUCCUUCACCUUGCGCCUGCUGCGGCUGCGACGUCUGUCCAAGCUGUGCACACAUAUUGAGUUUCAGUUUCAUCUUCACAACCUGUUUACCAGCAAGACAGGAAGUUUCGCAAAGUGCAGCAGCCGACAACGACAACAACAACAAUAACAACGACAACGGAAGCGUCAACGCUUCGCUGAGCCACAGCCUGUGACUUUAUUUGGUCAGAAGCGGCUGCAGCUGCUCCCAAAAAAAAACCAAAACCACUCGACAGAAGCUUGCUUGAUUCAUAGAAUAAUGGGUUCGCCUGCGGGUGGCGAUGGCGGCGCCAGCGAGACGGCCUGGCUGGAAGAUUUGCUUCGUGAGGUGCAGCUGGAACAGUUCCUGGAACGCAUACGCGAUGAUCUGCAGGUGACACGGCUGGCGCACUUUGACUAUGUGCUGCGCGACGAUUUGGAGCGCUGCGGGCUUGGCAAGCCGGCCAUUCGGCGGCUCAUGGAUGCAGUGCGCAAGAAGAAAGCGCAUCAGUGGCGCAAGAAUAUACUCUCGAAGCUAAUCGGCGGGGGCAAGCAGCCCUCGUCCAAGAAGCAGCAGCAACAGCAGCAGCAGCACAUGCAGCCGGGCGCGUUGACGUGCCUGAUCCAUGAGAAGGACAUCACGCUGGGCUUGAAGCUGGGCGAUGGCUCUUUUGGAGUGGUGCGACGCGGCGAGUGGAGCGCCUCGCCGGCUGGCAAGGUGCUCCAAGUGGCCGUCAAGGUGCUCAAGUCGGACAAUCUAACCCAACCUGGCAUCAUUGACGAUUUCUUUCGCGAGGUGCAGGCCAUGCAUGCCCUCGACCACUCGAAUUUGGUGCGUCUGUACGGCGUGGUGCUAUCACAGCCCAUGAUGAUGAUUACGGAGCUAGCGGAGCGUGGCUCGUUGCUGGACACACUGCGCAAGCAGUGCCGCCACACCUCACUGACCCACAUCUGGAACUGGUCCGUGCAGAUUGUCACUGGAAUGGCCUAUCUGGAGCAGAAGCGAUUUCUGCAUCGUGAUCUCGCCUGCCGCAAUGUUCUGCUGGCCGCUGGCAAUAAGAUUAAGAUUGGAGACUUUGGUCUAAUGCGUGCUUUGCCCCAGGAGGAUGACUGCUACGUGAUGUCCGAGCAUAAGAAGGUGCCGUUUCCCUGGUGUGCGCCCGAAUCGCUACGUUUUCGUCAAUUCUCGCAUGCCUCAGACACCUGGAUGUUUGGUGUCACGCUGUGGGAGAUGUUUAGCUUUGGCGAGGAUCCCUGGGUGGGGCUGAACGGCUCACAGAUCUUGCGCAAGAUCGAUCGAGAGGGCGAGCGACUGCAUCAACCAGACGCCUGCCCGCCCGAUGUCUAUGCUAUGAUGCUUCAGUGCUGGGAUAAGACGCCAGCGGAACGACCCACGUUCGCGGCACUCAAAGAAUAUCUGGCCAGCAUGUCGCCGCCUGUGAUGCGCGCCUCGCGCAGUUAUCAUGAUGCCAAGGGCCUGCAGAUCGAGCUGGGCGAUACCAUUGCCAUCAUCGAUGGCCGUUCGGAACUGAAGCUAAUAAAGGGUCAAAAUCAGCGCACCUACGACAUUGGCAUCUUUCCGCGCUCCCUGCUGGAGCAGCGUCGUCAAAACGAUAUACAAAUGCGUGGCAACAACGCAACGCAUGGUUCGUCCUUUGGCAUCUGCUGGGGUGGUGGUGGUGCUGGUGGUGCGCUGCCGAACAGUGAGGAGCGGCAACGCAAGUGCGCCUCCCUGAAACCGCAAGCUACGCAGUCAGCUCAGACCGGACAUGCCAAGGAGCGCAAGUCCAUAUCGAGCAAGCAGUUUGCCUACAACAAGCUUGUCAACGAUUCGGCUGGGCUGCAGCGACGGAAUGCGGUGAAAACCAAGAGUCUGGCGGGUCCACAGCGACCACCGCCGCCUCAGCAGCAGCAGCAGGAGGAGGGCAUACUGAUUGACAUCUCGCCAGAGAUGAGACCUAGUGCUGUGUUGGGUGUUGGCGACAGCUCCUCGCUGCAGCUGGACAGCAGCUUUUGCCUGCUCGAUGCGCCCAUUGAUGUGCCCACUUUCAAUGAGAGUGGCGCAGGCACAACCUAUUCGUCGGGUCCCAAUACGCCCACCUUCUUCAACGAACAGCCGCAGUUCGACUUCGAAUCGAACGGUGCCUCGCCAGCGCGACUGCAGCCGCCGCCCUAUCAAAUGCCGCCCACUUACUCGAACACCAUGGAGUUUGCCCAGCAACAGAAGCGCGAGCAGCAGACGCCCGUCCGCGAUCCGUUCGAUACGAGCAGCCUAGACGCUAGUGCAGGCGCUCUAAUGCUCUACUCAAAUGCGCCAACUCCUGAUCCAGUUGCUGUCGUUGCUCCCAUCUACGGCAGUCCAGCAGCGCGCAAGAAUCUGUUUGGUCUGUCCAAUGGGCAUGCGAACAAAGAGAACAUACCUGCUUUGGAGUCGGCUGCCAUGCAGUACAAUCUAAGCAAUCUCUCCUUGGAGCGGAAUGAGGUGGUCGCCAAUGUGCAGCUGCAGCAGCAGCAGCCACCGACUACAUCAGAGAGCGUACUGCUGGACAAAUCCUUCAUAGCUGAGCUAGAGAAGGAUAUGUACAGCGGCAGCAGUAAGGCGCAGGAGGAUUACCAGCGCAACUCGGCGCAGAUGUAUGCCAACAAAGAAGUCGUCUACAAACAGAAUCUCACACCCUUGAAGAAUGCCGCUGGUAGUGGCAAUCACUCUAAUCACUCCAGUCCCACAUCCAAUGCCAGCCAGGCGUCGCCCACACCCAAACAGAACAAUGUGGAGACUGCCGCAGCAGCGGCAGCAGCAGCCGCUGCCACCACCACGACCACGCAGAGUCUAGUGAAUCGCAUCUGGUAUGAGCGUGUGACUGCCAUGCCCUCCGAGUAUUACGCACAGCCGCCACCCGAGCAGUCGGAGCAACUGUAUCAGAACCAUUUGCAGACACAGCAGUCACAGCAAAUGCAACAGCCGGAGACGCACCACUCCUUUGUGGCCAUCUCCAAUCGGGUGGUGGCUCCGAAGAGCAGCGUCUAUGCCUCCAGUUCCUCUCUCUAUGGCAGCAUUGCAGCCACUGGCGGAGAACGCUAUGAUCCCGUGGCUGCUAGCAUGGCUGGCUCCGUCUAUUACGGCCAGGUGCCUAACGGCGCCGGUGGCGCUGCUCUUUACGAUGAGGUCCCUCUGGAUGAUUAUCUGCGUCCGCAUCGCCCGGCGCCUCUGGCACCGCCACCACUUUCGGCACAGCAGAUUCAGCGGCGUCUGGACAAGAUGCGCCAGCAGCAGCAGCAACAGCUCGAAGGCGCACAUCAGCUGUAUGCUCCAGUGCCGGCAGAGGCGCAGCGUGAGCAGGAGAAGCUGCAGCAGCUGCUGCUCGAGUUGGGCAGCGCAGCUGUCGAGCAGGAUGUACGAAAUGCGCUACGCGCCGCCAGCGGCGAUGUCCAACUAGCUAUGAGGCACUACAAAAUCGAUCAGCUCACUCGGCUGGGCGUGGCAGGCAGGCCGCAAUGUGAGCAGGCGCUACAGCAAACCGGUUGGAGCUUGGAGAUGGCUGCGGAGGUGCUGCUGCAGCAGAGUUAAAGGAUGAGCCAAUUAGUUAGCAGAUCGGGCACAAUACGUUUAGUAAAGCUUCAUAUAUAAAUUAGUAUUUGAUUGACCUUGUCUAUUUCAUAUUUAUUAACAAAUAAGUCUCGAAUCUGCGCGAAAUACUCUCGAACUAAGAUGAAUACAAUUUCAGCAAAUGGAAUCAAAUGUCCAAUGACUGUAACACACACUCACACAAAA
Messenger RNA from Drosophila hydei, 4471 nucleotides. RefSeq lists its product as uncharacterized. Lineage: Eukaryota; Metazoa; Arthropoda; Insecta; Diptera; Drosophilidae. Gene Ontology annotation, biological process: protein phosphorylation. Bases 980 to 4267 code for a protein of 1095 amino acids. Gene Ontology annotation, molecular function: protein tyrosine kinase activity; ATP binding. The transcript is spliced from 3 exons. The record is from RefSeq and is a predicted model, not a curated record.